This is a messenger RNA of Nanorana parkeri, 1327 nucleotides long. RefSeq names its product early growth response 3 (gene EGR3). Gene Ontology annotation, biological process: regulation of transcription by RNA polymerase II. The record is from RefSeq and is a predicted model, not a curated record. Lineage: Eukaryota; Metazoa; Chordata; Amphibia; Anura; Dicroglossidae. The transcript has 2 exons. Gene Ontology annotation, molecular function: RNA polymerase II cis-regulatory region sequence-specific DNA binding; DNA-binding transcription factor activity, RNA polymerase II-specific. The coding region runs from base 56 to 1201 and encodes 381 amino acids.
GGAAGGUGGGGUAUCUCCACCAGCGAUCCCAUCCUGCCCCGCUGUGGCCGGUGCUAUGACCGGAAAGCUGCUGGAUAAACUCCCGGUGAACAUGACAUCGCUUCUACCGGACAGUCUGUACGCCGAGGAGGGGCAAGACCUGUCAGGAGCUCUGUCCAUCUACCCCGGUGGGGGCAACGAGCAGCACUACUCCGCCAUGUCUUCAGAUAACGUUAUGGACUUAGGCCUGGCUAACGACAAGAAUUCCCAGGAUCUCUCAUAUACAGGUACAUUCCAGCCGGGUAAUAAGACUGUCACCUACCUGGGCAAGUUCUCCUUUGACUCCCCCUCCAACUGGUGCCAAGAAAAUAUAAUAAGCUUGAUGAGCGCAGGCAUCCUUGGUGUGCCAACAUCCCAAGCCACCGGUGCAGGUGGGGGAGGAAGUAGUGGAGGGAAUGGUGGCAUCAUGGGUCAAACGCAAAGUGAUGUGGAGUCAAUGUUCCACAGUCUUCCACCUUAUUCUAGUUGUGGGGACCUGUAUCAUGAUCAGGUGAGCUUCCAAGGAGGCGGUAUGACCCCCUACUCCUCCCAAGACUACUCAUCUACCAAACAGAGCUUAGACUCUAGUGUUUUUCCUAUGAUACCAGACUACAACUUGUUUCACCACAACACUGAGAUACCCACAGUAGAUCAAAAGCCCUUCCAAAACAUGGAGGCCAUGCGGGUUAAUCCACCACCCAUCACCCCUCUGGAAACCAUCAAAGCAUUCAAAGAGAAGCAAGUCUUGCCAAGCUUUGGGGGCAUGAGCCAUCAACCCCCACUUACUCUUAAACCAAUCCGCCCAAGGAAAUACCCAAACCGUCCUAGCAAGACGCCACUCCAUGAAAGGCCCCAUGCUUGUCCGGCUGAGGGCUGUGAUAGGCGCUUUUCACGCUCUGAUGAGCUGACCCGUCACCUGCGUAUUCACACUGGACACAAGCCCUUUCAAUGUCGUAUAUGCAUGCGGAGCUUUAGCCGAUCUGACCACCUGACUACCCACAUCCGUACUCACACAGGAGAGAAGCCCUUCGCCUGUGACUUCUGUGGACGCAAGUUUGCACGCAGCGAUGAGAGAAAACGGCACGCCAAGAUACACCUUAAACAGAAGGACAAGAAAGGUGGUGAAAAGGCAGGCUGCUCACCAUCAGUUUCUGGGGCACCAGCUGUUACCACAUGUGCCUGAGUUUAUAACUGGAUGGACUUAGUUCCAGGGGCUGAAGGAGAAUGCAUUAUGUAUCGUACCUACCAUCUUUGUGAAAUGUUGCUCUGCAGACCAUUAUCCUUUGUACUGAUUAUUACUCAAGUAAGG